GUGAUAAACUUAUUAAAUAGAUAAAUUUGAUGAGUGGGCUGGUAGCCAGUGAAAAGCCAAAUGAGCCACUCAGCGACAAGGUCCGCUCUAGAUCAGUCCUCUCGACCAAUCAGAACAGCGCAUUCCAUGACACAGUCGACCAAUCAAAAUCAAAUCAGGUCAAUUUGAACGUGGACUCAUUUGCCACCGAAGAAAGUUCUUCUUUUCUGCAGUUUAAAGACGCUUUAAAUGUGCUGCCAUUGUUAUUCGCGGACCAAAGGGCACGAAAACCAGUGUUCGCGCUUUCAUUCAACAUUUUCCUAGUCAUUUUCCUCACUUAUAUCACAGAAAGCACACACUCUUUAGCAUUCAGAUGUCUGGUGUUUCUGGCCAUAUUCGAUCUGUUCAGUCUGAUUACUUGCAUAGUGUCAAUAUGGGUGUCCAGGCAACCCACAAGUUCCCUAUUCUCUUUCGGCUACUCCAGAUGUGAGGUGUUGGCUGUGUUUUCUAGCAGUAUGCUGGCAAUGUUAGGAUGUUUCAUCGUGUUCAAAGAAAGUGUGGAACAUAUUUUAGUGCCACAUUCAGACGAAAAGAUAGAGCCAGUGAUGGUACUAUUGGGAACUGGCAUGUCAUUGCCCUAUCAUCUGUUUAUCACGUAUGGAAUCAGAAACCCAGCAAUGACUCAUGUCAUCACGACUGCACCUUCGAGUUGGCUCCAGGAACACGUGGCUGAUGUGAGCCGUGCAUUGUGUGCAAUAGUUCCUGGACUGGACAAGUUGCUGCUUCCCAGAAUCAAUUCAGUAGUGCUCAUUGGACUCAGUUGCUCGACCCUGCUCCUAGGGUCCACAUUCCUAGUGAGUGCCAGCUCCUACAUAAUCCUCGACACUGUAGCAGCCGCCAUAAUCUCCUUCAUGAUGUUUGUCACCAUGCUACCCCUCAGCGUUUACUCGGGCAAGAUUCUGGUGCAGACAACGCCCUCGCAUGUGGUGGGACAACUGGAGAAAUCGCUCCGAGAAGUAUCCACACUCGAUGGGGUUUUGGAGUUCAGAAGAGAGCAUUUUUGGACCAUAGGUUUCAAUAAUUUAUGCGGCAGUGUACAAGUGCGAGUAAGAAGAGAUGCGAACGAGCAGAUGGUUCUGGCACAUGUAUUAAGUCGUCUUUCGUCAUCAGCUUCGAGCUCAAAUGUGACUGUCGAAAUCUUCAAAGAUGACUGGACACAGUUGAGUGCUGCCACCAAAUUCUACUACAACAAAUCAUGCUCCGAACAUUCAAACAGCAAUGGCCAUUCAAGUCAUGGACAUAGCCAUGACCAUGGCUCAAAUGGAGGACAUAGUCAUAGCCACGACAGCAAUCAUGGUCAUAGUCAUGAAAAUGGAGGAAGUCAUGGCCAUAGUCAUGAACAUGGAGGAAGUCAUGGUCAUAGUCAUGACGGAGGAAACAGUCAUGGGCAUUACCACGGAAGUGAUGACAAUAACCAUGGUACCUUCCAUGACCAUAACAAGUCCUCAUAUGGCAAUCAGGGGUCGUCGGAUGCCGUUCCAAGGAGGUUCACGACCCCGCAGCAAUACUUGAAUGGAUCGAAUGGUUUCAGUUGCAGUACAGGGAGCUACACUACAGACUACAAAGACACACUUAACCCAAUGAAGAUGAUAUAAAAUAACUGAACUGCUAGACAUUGUGAUAAAGAAAUUGGGUGAAUAUUUUGACACAGUCUGUUUUGACUCUAGUCAAGUUUAAAAGCGGCAUCUUAAGUGCUGGAUUUGAACUGAAGAGAUCCUUCAAAAGCUUAAGUUCACAAAACAAUACAAUCAAGAAUCAAUUGAUUUAUGGGAAUACGACGUUUUGAAUCUAAGUCUGUAGGUGCAUAUGCUUAUUGUCUCAAGGGUUCAAACUUAUCUAAGUUUUCAAAAAAUACCAAGUUAAAAAUUGGUUGCUUGCUACUUUUUGGAAAAUAUUUUCAUAUGCUGUGCUGGGAAAAUAUUUUCAUGUGCUGUGCUGUAGUUUAUGUGAGGUAAUGACAUGCUGGAUGUCUAAAUUAAAUAUUUCUGUAUAGAUUGUUGAAUUAAUAAUGCAAAACGCAAUCAAUUGUUAAAACUCCUGUAAAUUUUCGCUCGAGUUGUUUAAGGAGAGGGCCAAACUAUAUGCUGGUAGAUUAUAUUUCAUUAAAUGUGCUGUAUUUAUUAUCAAAGGGUUUCAUAAAUAUAUUUU
Messenger RNA from Symsagittifera roscoffensis, 2187 nucleotides. Its product is annotated as 14-3-3 protein homolog 1-like. The coding region runs from base 30 to 1634 and encodes 534 amino acids. The transcript has 2 exons. Gene Ontology annotation, molecular function: pyrroline-5-carboxylate reductase activity; monoatomic cation transmembrane transporter activity; translation initiation factor activity. Gene Ontology annotation, cellular component: membrane; Golgi apparatus; cytoplasm. The record is from RefSeq and is a predicted model, not a curated record. NCBI's taxonomy places the organism in Eukaryota, Metazoa, Xenacoelomorpha, Acoela, Convolutidae. Gene Ontology annotation, biological process: intracellular protein localization; L-proline biosynthetic process; translational initiation.